UGCUGCCCCGCAGCUGAGAUCCUACCACACCUCUUAUGAUAUCCUUGCACCUUGCUUUAAUAAACUCGUUCGCUGAGAGCGAAACACGUCACUUUGAAUUUCAACGGCCAAGUUUCAUUUCCGAGUAUAGAAGGCGGUUGAUCAGCUCCUCUUUCCACACACGCCUCUUUCUCAUCAUCAUCACGCACUCUCAUCAACUCAUACUCCUGGACAUCAAUCAUGUGGCUCUCAGAUACUCAGAAGAUCGGCGUUGGCUUGACCGCGUUUGGACUAUUCUUCAUGCUUAUGGGCGUCAUGAUGUUCUUUGAUGGAGGGCUUUUGGCUAUUGGAAACAUCUUGUUCCUGGCGGGACUUACACUUGUCAUUGGAACGCAAAAGACAAUAUAUUUCUUUGCCCGUCCUCAAAAAAUGCGCGGGACGAUCUGCUUUUUUGGAGGAAUUCUUCUGGUUUUUAUCAAGUGGCCCAUCAUAGGCGUUAUUGUCGAGUUUGUGGGAUUCAUCAAUCUUUUUGGCGACUUUUUCCCGGUGAUUAUCGGCUUCUUGAGGAGACUGCCGGUCAUUGGAAACGUGCUGAGUGCACCAGGAAUCUCCAAGAUUGUGGAUCGUAUGAGUGGCCAAAGGCUGCCUGUCUAAUUUUUAGCGCGUUUUUUUACAUACAUUCAUACGUUUACUAUCUGCAAUACCCUCAUUAAUGAAGAACGUGUAAACUUGCUUGUAUUUUGGACCGCGUCCAUUUGUCUAUUUGUGAGCCAAUAUCGAUAUGCGGUGUGAGAUGUGAAGAAAGGGUAGCGCGUUUGGGUAACUGAGAUGAAAAAUAAAAACACCCUAAACAUUGUUAUACAAAGUAAA
Molecule: messenger RNA, 849 nt
Organism: Gamsiella multidivaricata
Lineage: Eukaryota; Fungi; Mortierellomycota; Mortierellomycetes; Mortierellales; Mortierellaceae
Product: vesicle transport protein
Exons: 5
Coding region: 220-633 (137 amino acids)
Biological process (GO): retrograde transport, endosome to Golgi; endoplasmic reticulum to Golgi vesicle-mediated transport
Cellular component (GO): Golgi membrane; Golgi cis cisterna; endoplasmic reticulum
Source: RefSeq, a predicted model, not a curated record